Messenger RNA from Solanum verrucosum, 1792 nucleotides. RefSeq names its product serine/threonine-protein kinase BSK5-like. Bases 20 to 1498 code for a protein of 492 amino acids. The transcript is spliced from 10 exons. The record is from RefSeq and is a predicted model, not a curated record. Gene Ontology annotation, molecular function: protein kinase activity; ATP binding; protein binding. Gene Ontology annotation, biological process: brassinosteroid mediated signaling pathway; protein phosphorylation. NCBI's taxonomy places the organism in Eukaryota, Viridiplantae, Streptophyta, Magnoliopsida, Solanales, Solanaceae.
UUUUUUUUGGUGAAUUUGUAUGAUGGGUGGUCGUUGUUCCAAUUUAUGUUUCUGUUUAUGGCCUUCAAAUAUCAAGUCUCAUGCUUUAUAUUCCUCAGAUAUAGAAAAAUGGGCGGAGAAUGAACAGUUGAAUUUGCCAGUUUUUAAAGAAUAUGGUUUGGAGGAGUUGAAAGCUGCUACCUCAAAUUUCUCUGCUAAUAAUAUUGUCUCUGAACAUGGAGAGAAAGCCCCCAAUGUGGUGUUUAAAGGUCGGCUUAAUGGCAAUGGCCGUUGGAUAGUUAUUAAGCGCUUCCAGUCGUCAGCAUGGCCUGAUUCUCGUCAAUUUCUUGAUGAAGCGAAAACAGUGGGGCAGCUAAGGAGUAAGCGGUUGGCUAAUUUGCUAGGGUGUUGCUGUGAAGGGGAUGAGAGGCUGCUAGUGGCUGAAUUUAUGCAUCAUGAAACAUUAUCCAAGCAUUUAUUCCAUUGGGAUAACCGACCAUUGGAAUGGUCGAUGAGGUUGAGAGUUGCUUUGUAUCUAACACAAGCAUUAGACUAUUGCAGUCGUAAAGGGCGAGAACUAUAUCAUGACUUAAAUUCUUACAGAGUUUUGUUCGAUCAAGAUUGCGAACCAAGGCUAUCGUGUUUUGGCUUAAUGAAGAACAGUAGGGAUGGGAAGAGUUAUAGUACAAACUUGGCAUUCACUCCACCUGAAUAUUUGAAGACAGGUAAGGUGACCCCUGAGAGUGUGGUUUACAGUUUUGGUGCCCUGUUGCUUGAUCUUCUUAGCGGAAAGCAUAUUCCUCCAAGCCACGCACUUGACCUUAUACGUGGAAAGAAUUUUCUGAUGCUUAUUGACUCAUGCUUGGAAGGUCACUUUUCAAAUGACGAUGGGACCGAGUUAGUUCAACUUGCUUCACGUUGUUUGCAGUAUGAACCUCAUGACAGGCCAAAUGUGAAAUCUCUUCUGACCUCCAUAACACCUCUUCAGAAAGAAAAAGAUGUUCCAUCAAACGUUCUGAUGAGUAUUGCUCAUGAAACCACCUCACCCGCCCAAGUAUCUUUAACACCUCUUGGUGAGGCUUGUUCGACAUGCGAUUUAACUGCCAUACAUGAGAUAUUAGAAAAGGCUGGAUACAAGGAGGACGAGGGGAUCGCUAAUGAGCUUUCGUUUCAGAUGUGGGCUAAUCAAUUACAAGAGACCCUGAAUACUAGGAAAUCUGGCGAUUCUGCAUUUCGAGAUAAAGAUUUUACAACUGCAAUCAAAUGUUACACACAGUUUCUUGAGGGUGGAAAUGUUAAGUCCCCAACGGUGCUUGCAAGGCGCUCCUUAUGUUACCUAAUGAGUAACAAGCCACAAGAAGCUCUUGCAGACGCAAUGCAAGCACAAGUACAAUUUUCCAAUUGGCCCACUGCUUUCUAUCUUCAGGCAGCUGCACUAUUCACUUUGGGAAUGGACUCAGAUGCCCGGGAAACUCUCAAAGAUGGUUCGUCCUUGGACUUCAGAAGAAUGAGGCAAUAAAUACGUAUAGGCUAUCGAGUAUAGUUCUACGUAAAAGGACAUUGUAUAGAUCACCUUCCAUACAUGAUUCACCAAUAUCAACUUAUUGUGGCACAGAAGGUUUCUUCCUAACAUCCGUUGGAGGGCAGGUGAAUAAUUUUCAUCCUCCUCCUGCCUUCUGGGAGAACUGGUGUAUCUCUCACUUUUGUAAGUUAUUGUGCAAGUUCAAUUGGCAUUUCUGGAGAUGUAGAUGGGGAACUGGGACCAAAUUGUUAGAAAAGUCACAAAUACAAGUUUAAAGUAUUUAUUUUCGAA